Molecule: messenger RNA, 362 nt
Organism: Funneliformis caledonium
Lineage: Eukaryota; Fungi; Glomeromycota; Glomeromycetes; Glomerales; Glomeraceae
Source: the annotation of a GenBank genome assembly
UUAGCGAAAAAGAUUCUCUCGAUUAUGUAAUAAGAGAAGCAAUUGGUAUAAUCAGAAGAGAAGAUAACGAAAGUUUAGAUAUAAUAGCGAACGCCAGAGAUUUAAUUGAUAUAAAUCAAGAAAAUCUUCCUAUCAGCUCCAUUUCAACAUUUGUAACGGGAUUUGCAACUGAACCAGUUCAAAGUGACGAUGAAUUAUUCAAAAGUAUUAAGAUACUCAUUACCGAAUUCAUCAAAGGUGAAAGCUCAGGAAAAAAAUUCCUCAUCAAGUGCAGAUAUCUCAAGUCAGAUAAAAGAAUUGACAAAAAACUUGUGAGAGCAAGAAAAAGCUCAAAUUUGAUGAUUACGGGGGAAAUACUUUGA